Messenger RNA from Penicillium macrosclerotiorum, 180 nucleotides. RefSeq lists its product as uncharacterized. Bases 1 to 180 code for a protein of 59 amino acids. The record is from RefSeq and is a predicted model, not a curated record. The transcript has a single exon. Lineage: Eukaryota; Fungi; Ascomycota; Eurotiomycetes; Eurotiales; Aspergillaceae.
AUGCGAAGGCACGUCGUCAAGGUCACACGAGCAGGAGGAAGGCACCGGAAGGAUCGAGCUGGUGCUCAGCAGCCAUCAAGUGAAGUCGAUGGCCGUAGCAUCUCCAGCGAGAAGGACGACUAUACUGCAACCUCACAAUCUCGAAGGAUUGCUACAGUCAGUGGAAAGUUCAAGGGAUAG